Molecule: messenger RNA, 2568 nt
Organism: Python bivittatus (Burmese python)
Lineage: Eukaryota; Metazoa; Chordata; Lepidosauria; Squamata; Pythonidae
Gene: DNAJB1
Product: DnaJ heat shock protein family (Hsp40) member B1
Biological process (GO): negative regulation of transcription by RNA polymerase II
Cellular component (GO): cytosol
Molecular function (GO): transcription corepressor activity; Hsp70 protein binding
Source: RefSeq, a predicted model, not a curated record
GUUGUGGCAAGCUCUGGAAGAUUCCUCCGCCCGCCAUAUAAACUUGGAAGGGGGAAGCGCCUCCUUCUAAAUUACAGCUUGAGCAGGCGACAGGGUAGCUAGCCGGCUACUGAGGGUUUUGUGAACGGCGAUGGGGAAAGAUUAUUAUCGUAUCCUGGGCCUGGCCCGCGGGGCUAGCGAAGAUGACAUUAAGAAGGCGUAUCGUAAGCAAGCGCUGCGCUAUCAUCCUGACAAGAAUAAGGACCCUGGAGCCGAGGAGCGCUUCAAAGAGAUCGCCGAGGCGUACGACGUGCUGAGUGACCCGAAGAAGCGCGAGAUCUUCGACAAGUUCGGAGAGGAAGGAUUAAAAGGAGGUGGUCCCAGUUGUAGUGGAGGAGGUCCUAAUGGUACUUCAUUCACUUAUACCUUUCAUGGAGAUCCUCAUGCCAUGUUUGCGGAGUUCUUUGGUGGGCGGAAUCCUUUUGAUACCUUUUUUGUUCAGAGGAAUGGAGAUGAGGACAUGGAUGUUGAUGACCCUUUUUCAAGUUUUCAAAGCUUUGGCAACAUUGGCUUUACUCGUAGUCGUGGAGGACAUGACAACAUCCGCAGGAAACAAGAUCCUCCAAUCAUCCAUGAGUUGAGGGUGUCCUUGGAAGAAAUUUACACAGGUUGCACCAAGAAAAUGAAAAUUUCACACAAGCGUCUCAAUCCAGAUGGGAAAAGCACACGCAGUGAGGACAAGAUUUUAACAAUAGAAGUAAAAAGAGGGUGGAAAGAAGGAACUAAGAUUACAUUCCCCAAGGAAGGGGACCAAACACCAACCAACAUUCCAGCUGAUAUUGUCUUUGUUCUAAAGGACAAACCACACAACAUUUUUAAGAGAGAUGGGUCUGAUAUUGUAUACCCAGCUAAGAUCAGCCUCCGUGAGGCUUUGUGUGGCUGCACUGUGAAUACACCAACGUUAGAUGGUAGAUCCAUACCAAUGAUAUUCAAAGAUGUCAUUAAACCUGGCAUGAAGCGAAGAAUUCCUGGAGAAGGCCUUCCAUUUCCCAAGAAUCCAAACCAGCGAGGGGAUCUUAUUAUUGAAUUUGAUGUAAGAUUCCCAGACAGAAUUCCACAGUCUUCCAAAAGUGUCCUAGAACAGAUCUUGCCAAUAUAAUAAGACUGGCAGAAGUAGACUGCACUACCUCUGUUAUGGGGGAUUACAGACUGGAAUCAAGAUUUCAGGGUCUGUUUUGGCAGUGGAUAUGAGAGUAACUUUAUGUUACAAAAAGUUUCAAAGAAGCCAGAUCUUGAAAAAUGAGUAUUGCACUGCUAAAUGACUCUAGACCCAGAUUGCCUUUGCUCAAAGCAUUUAUAACCAGGAACAGUUACAGAGAGAAACAGGAAAACAUCUCAAAAUUUGAAUCUGAGUAUGGCAACCAGUCAUGAUUUCUGCUUCACCUAUUUGACAAGCCCUAGUCAGGGCAAGCCCGUGUAGAUUCUCAUUAGAAAGAAUGAGACUAAAACCUAAACUGGACUUCAGAAGUAAACAUCUUCAAUCUCUCGUCUUUGUUGUACUGUGUUGUCUUUGUCUUUUAUAUUAUUUCCUGAAGGGAGAUAGGCUAUAUUUAGUAUUCUGAUUUCCAGCUUCCUUGAUAUUAAAUAGUACCAAGUGCUGGUAUUCUGGAAAGAAGAUAUUCUUAAACAUGGCCAUAAAAAUAAUUCACUCUCCUUCAGAAAGCUGAAUGUAAUAGGGCUUUUUCUAAUACCUGGUAGCUCUUGAAGGCAUGCAAAAAAUUUACAGGAAAGCAUGUAAAAAAAUUAAAGAUUUGUCAGAGAAUUUUUUUUCUAUACAGACAUAUUUAUAUGUCCUGGUAGAGGACCUGGUCUAAAAGAGCUGAAUGUGUAAAGUCUGUCAAAUUUACAGUUGAAAACUUUGUUUAAUAAACAGACUUUGGAGUCUUGCUUAUUGAUACAUAUGUUUAAAAUAUUUGUUUUGUGUUUCUUGCUCCUAUGACUAAUAUUAAAAAUUUGGUAAAUGCCUAAUUAAACCUGAUCAUUGAUGCAAAUUGACAAAGCAGCAGAUACUUAAACAAAGCUACAUAUGAAUUGUCACUGCUUUCUGACAUGGAAAAAGACAUUGUUGCAAUUCUAAGCUUUAUUUUUCUUAAGGAAAAUACCAAACUAUUUUUUUUUGUUUAGUUUGAAGAUAAAAUCCAUGAUGAUUGUAUAACCAAGGAUACGGAGAAAUGCUCUUUUGGUUAGAAUAUGGAUAUAGCUAUCUAAUGAAGCAUGCAGAUUUCCUGCUGCCAAGUGUUUCAAACAGAAAUUCUACCAGGUUCUCUGAUCCUUCAGGAGGACUGGGCUACCAUUAUUGCAGAAAAGCAGUAGAGAUGGUUGAGAAACCUAGCCAAUUCUUCCAAAAAUGUAUAUUGUUUAAUAUCCUCAAUGAGAUGGCUUUCUCAGAUUGUUGCUAAUCUAAAAGACUUGACCUGGUUUUGGGGGAGAGCACAUUGUUAUUCUUAGAUUGCUAACAUUCUAAUACUAAAAGUGCUCUAUGUCAUGCACACUCCUUGUUUGUAAGGGUUUAAUAAAUAUUAAUUCUAA